UGGGAGGAAGUGAGCGGCUACGACGAGAACAUGAACACCAUCCGGACUUACCAAGUUUGCAACGUCUUCGAAUCCAGCCAGAACAACUGGCUGCGGACUAAAUACAUCCGCCGGAGGGGAGCCCACCGUAUCCACGUGGAGAUGAAGUUCUCCGUCCGCGACUGUAGCAGCAUUCCCAACGUGCCGGGAUCUUGCAAGGAGACCUUCAACCUCUACUACUACGAGUCGGAAUUCGACGCCGCCACCAAGAGCUUCCCCAGCUGGAUGGAGACCCCUUGGGCCAAAGUGGACACCAUCGCGGCCGACGAGAGUUUCUCCCAGGUGGACCUAGGCGGACGGGUCAUGAAGAUCAACACCGAAGUCCGGAGUUUCGGCCCCGUCUCCAAAAACGGAUUUUACUUGGCCUUCCAAGAUUACGGGGGGUGCAUGUCCCUGAUCGCCGUCCGUGUCUUUUACCGCAAGUGCCUACGGGUGAUCCAGAACGGCGCCAUCUUCCAGGAGACGCUGUCGGGCGCGGAGAGCACCUCGCUGGUGGCGGCCAGAGGCACGUGCAUCCCCAACGCCGAGGAGGUGGACGUGCCGAUCAAACUGUACUGCAACGGGGACGGCGAGUGGCUGGUGCCCAUCGGACGCUGCAUGUGCCGAUCCGGCUACGAAUCGGUGGAGAAUGGCACCGUCUGCAGGGCCAUUCCUUCAGCCCCGCAGGCCGUCAUCUCCAGCGUGAACGAGACCUCCCUGAUGCUGGAGUGGACCCCUCCUCGAGAUUCGGGGGGGCGCGAGGAUCUGGUUUACAACAUCAUCUGCAAGAGCUGCGGCUCGGGGCGCAGAGCCUGCACCCGCUGCGGGGACAACGUCCAGUUCACGCCGCGCCAGCUGGGCCUCACCGAGCCGCGGGUUUACAUCAACGACCUCUUAGCGCACACCCAGUACACCUUCGAGAUCCAGGCGGUGAACGGGGUCACGGACCAGAGUCCCUUCUCGCCACAGUUUGCCUCCGUCAACAUCACCACCAACCAAGCAGCUCCUUCGGCAAUCUCCAUCAUGCAUCAAGUCAGCCGGAUGGUGGAUAGCAUCACCCUCUCGUGGUCUCAACCGGACCAGCCCAACGGAGUCAUCCUGGAUUACGAGCUCCAGUACUACGAGAAGGACCUGAGCGAGUUCAAUGCCACGGCAGUGAAGAGCUUCACCAAUACGGUCACCAUCCCCGGCCUCAAGGCGGGAACCAUUUACGUCUUUCAGGUGCGAGCUCGCACAGUGGCCGGCUACGGACGCUAUAGCGGGAAAAUGUACUUCCAGACGAUGACGGAAGCCGAAUAUCAAACCAGCAUCCAGGAGAAGCUACCUUUGAUCAUCGGUUCCUCGGCAGCCGGGCUGGUCUUCCUCAUCGCCUUGGUGGUCAUCAUCCUGGUUUGCAACAG
Molecule: messenger RNA, 1418 nt
Organism: Thamnophis sirtalis
Lineage: Eukaryota; Metazoa; Chordata; Lepidosauria; Squamata; Natricidae
Source: RefSeq, a predicted model, not a curated record